Molecule: messenger RNA, 136 nt
Organism: Dentiscutata erythropus
Lineage: Eukaryota; Fungi; Glomeromycota; Glomeromycetes; Diversisporales; Gigasporaceae
Source: the annotation of a GenBank genome assembly
AUGGGAUCAUUAGCCAACAAAAGUAAUCAACUUAAACACAUUAUUGGACCGAUGCCUUCUGAUAAUCACAGCAAUGUAAAUGAUUUUGAGUUAGGAAAAUUUAAUAAUGAUGAUACUCAAAAUUUGGAAGAAAAUA